AUCACACCCAGAUGACCUUGGUCUUGGUCGAGCUCAAGCAACUGCAGGAAGAGCCGAUCGUCUCUCGCUCGGGUGCACGAACGUUCUGUAGAAAUGAUGACGACUCGAGGCUCUCGCUCGGCCGUGUGCCAACUGUGUCGUCAACAAGUGCUGGGCCAGCGCGGGCUCACCACCGCCUCUAUCCCUUACAAGGCCGCUGCCUCGUUCACAUCCUUCUGCGACGCCAAAGGCAAGCAGCGACAAGCAGCGCUUUGCGUAGAAUGGAAUGGACGGUGUCGCUCCGCAGCAGUGUCCUCGUUCAGGUCGCUGUCAACAAGUCAUAGAGUUGCUUCCGCCGAAAAGCCGGAGAGCAGCAGCAGCCAGUCGGCAGUCCCAUGGUUCAUGGAAGAUGAAGUCGUGUCACCGCCGUCGAUAGAUGCAGAAGACGCUAUUGCAGACGAUGCAGAAGCGUCAUUGUCCAUUAUCAGCCCAAGACCAGAAUCAAGCACACUACCCAUUCAACUUGAACACCUGUACGAGCUGCUCACACAUGGCAGUGCCGCUGCUCUCGUCGCAAGGCCGCACACCGCUUCUUCUCUGCCGUACUCUUUCUCUUCUUCCGAAUACGAGCUGGAAGACUCUAAAGAAAUCGGUGAUGCGUCGGGACCGAUAAGGUCGCCCAUUCAAUUCAUCCAUGCCAAAGCUAUCUCCCAGCACGAUGCAUGGUGCGACUGGAUCGUUGUCCUGGAGACGAGAGGUAAUACGGUCGGUCUUGUGAGAAAGCUCGCCCUUGAAGUUGGCGACUAUCUACGAAGCACUCGGCCCCCGCAUACAUUAGACCCUGCAGCCUCUUUCGUUGCCAGCCUCGUGUCCACUACUUCCGCUGCAGCCUCGACCGCGUCAACGAUAUCAGAGACUUGCAAGCAUGUCCCAGCCGAAGUAGCGGGCACGGCAUGGCGACCGCGCCGCAUCCUGACGCGGGAAGCACAGUCCGCCUUGCGUGUGCUGCACGCGUCGGACCCGGAGGGAUUCUCCCUGCCUCGCCUCGCUGCCGAGUUCAAGAUCAGCCGCGAGAGCGUGCGGCGGAUUCUCAAGAGUGGACGGAAGAUCCCCGGCGCCGAAGCGCACGCUGUCGCUGCUCAGAGCAAGUGGACGCCGGACGUGGCGGCAGAGGAAAGACAGCUACGUAGGGCGCUCGAGAGGCGGGAAGAGAAGCGGCGCGUGUGGAUGGAAGGCGAGGAGCAGCAGAUCGAGGAGCUUCGCCGGAAAGUGAGAAGCGGCCUGAUGGAUACUGACACUUUGAAGGAUGAUUCACCAACGCGGGCACGCCAAGAAGAAGAACUGGUUGAGGAUGCAUACGCCCAUCAGGACGGGCAGAGCGCGAACAGUAAAAACUUGUACAAGCACCCUGUGCGAUACGAGGGCAUGCCUCACUCCGCAACAAACGUUGGCGGCGCAGCUGCGCGGCGUGCUACUCGUUCGCAAGGCGAAGGUAAUUGGUGCAUGGUAGAUGCCGGUUGGUGCGUCGUGCAUGUCAUGACUCCGCAAGCGAGACAGCUUUAUGAAAUUGAGAGCAUCUGGGAGGACCAGAUGCGCGAAGAGGCAUAUCCUUCCGUGUGACAGCGCACAUUUCCAUUUUAAUGCUUGCGUACAUAUCCUGUUCCUACGAAAU
Messenger RNA from Tilletiaria anomala UBC 951, 1651 nucleotides. RefSeq lists its product as uncharacterized. The transcript is spliced from 2 exons. Bases 94 to 1599 code for a protein of 501 amino acids. The record is from RefSeq and is a predicted model, not a curated record. Lineage: Eukaryota; Fungi; Basidiomycota; Exobasidiomycetes; Georgefischeriales; Tilletiariaceae. Gene Ontology annotation, cellular component: nucleus.